AUGCGGUGCUCAACUUUCCUCGCCCUGGCUGCAUCAGUCUCCAGCGCGUCCGCUCAUUACUUUUUCCCCCACUUGAUCGCCAACGGCAACUUCACCCGAUACUACGAGUACGUCCGCGACAACAGCGCAAACUACAUGCCCUUCAAAAACGGCUAUGACAGCACCGACCUCCGAUGCCGGACCGGGUCGAUGGAGCACGCGGCCGCCACGGGCGUCUACAAGGUCAAGGCGGGCGACGAGGUGGGCUUCGGCCUCAACUUUGGCGGCUCGAUUCAGCAUCCGGGUCCCAUGCAGGCCUACCUCUCCAAAGCACCGGGCGACGUGCGCGAAUACGAAGGUGACGGCGACUGGUCCAAGAUCUUUGAGCUUGGGCCAAAGUCCUUUUCUAGCGAGGGUAUUGAAUGGGGCGUCACCAAUAUUGGAAACUUUACGUUCAAGUUGCCUGAGGAGACGCCAGCUGGGCAGUAUCUUUUGCGAAUUGAGCACAUUGGCGUCCAUGAAGCUGGUGACUUUGGUGGUGCCGAGUUCUACUUCAACUGCGCCCAGAUCGAAGUCGAGAGCAGUAGUACCGCGGUCCCUGGCCUCACUGUCAAGAUUCCCGGGUUGUACGAUGGUGACGAGCCCGGUAUCGAGUUCUACAUGUACCGUCCGUGGAUUGUCAACUUCACGAUGCCCGGACCGGCUAGAUGGCCCCAGCCCCUUGUGGAAAACGUCACCGCAGAAGGUGUAAGUGUGGCUCCGACAGCUACGCCUUGGACACUCCCGGCAGUCACUUCGACAGUCGGAGGGCAAGAUGUUGCAUCCUCGGCGGCUGUCGUCGUGCCCACGAGCCUUACCUCCGCAGUUGCGCCUUCUGCGAAUGCCACGUACUCGUACGCAUCUAUGACUGCAGCUGGCGCAAGCAAUUCUGGGAGUUGCUAA
This is a messenger RNA of Colletotrichum phormii, 921 nucleotides long. Its product is annotated as glycosyl hydrolase family 61-domain-containing protein. The transcript is spliced from 2 exons. NCBI's taxonomy places the organism in Eukaryota, Fungi, Ascomycota, Sordariomycetes, Glomerellales, Glomerellaceae. The coding region runs from base 1 to 921 and encodes 306 amino acids. The record is from RefSeq and is a predicted model, not a curated record.